UCAUCAGCGCGCGCCGCACCCGGAAGAGACGUGGCAGUGGAGGGAUAAUCGGAGGGUUCUGAGCUGGAGGGAGCCGAGCGAGAACUCGGCUGAGUGCUGUCUGACCUUCCGCGCCUCGGACCGGCGCUCGCGCCCGUGGGGACGGGUGCCGCAGCCGAUUCAUAACACAGAGUGGGGGUCGACUAUGGGGCUUUGCAAGUGCCCCAAGAGGAAGGUGACCAACCUAUUCUGCUUCGAGCACCGGGUCAACGUCUGCGAGCACUGCCUGGUAGCCAAUCACGCCAAGUGCAUCGUCCAGUCCUACCUGCAGUGGCUCCAAGAUAGCGAUUACAACCCCAAUUGCCGUCUCUGCAACAUACCCCUGGCCGCCCGGGAGACAACCCGCCUGGUCUGUUAUGAUCUCUUCCACUGGGCCUGCCUCAAUGAACGUGCUGCCCAGCUACCCCGAAACACAGCACCUGCUGGCUACCAGUGCCCCAGCUGCAGUGGCCCCAUCUUCCCUCCAAGCAACCUGGCCGGCCCCGUGGCCUCCGCACUGAGAGAGAAGCUGGCCACAGUCAACUGGGCCCGGGCAGGACUGGGUCUUCCUCUGAUUGACGAGGUGGUGAGCCCAGAGCCCGAGCCCCUCAACACUUCCGACUUCUCUGACUGGUCCAGCUUUAAUGCCAGUGGUAGCCCCAAACAAGAGGAGAUAGCCAGCGCUUCUGCUGCCCCAGCCUUCUGCAGCCAAGUCCCCCGGCCCCCCGCUUCCCCGAGCCGACCCGAGCAGCACAUGGUGAUCCACAUGGGCAAUCCUGAGCCUUUGACUCACGCCUCAGCCCCAAGGAAGGUGUAUGACACGCGGGAUGAUGACCGGGCACCAGGCCUCCAUGGGGAUUGUGAUGAUGACAAGUACCGUCGCCGGCCUGCCCUGGGCUGGCUGGCCCAGCUGCUCAGGAGCCGGGCUGGGUCUCGUAAGCGGCCGCUGACCCUGCUCCAGCGGGCAGGGCUGCUGCUGCUCCUGGGGCUGCUGGGCUUCCUGGCCCUCCUUGCGCUCAUGUCUCGCCUGGGCCGGGCUGCGGCUGACAGCGAUCCCAACCUGGACCCACUCAUGAACCCUCACAUCCGUGUGGGUCCCUCCUGAGCCCUUGCUUAUGGCUGGGCCAGCCUAGGAGCUGGGGGCCUGAGGUGGGUAGCGGGGGAGGUCCAGGGGCCCUUCUCUGCUCCUCUUCCUCAAGCCUGAGACACUAAGAUCCCAGGCCCAAAGCCAAGUCCACCAGAGUGGCUGCAGGCUAGGCCUGGGGCUCCUGCAGAUCAAACAUUUGUCUUGACCUGCUCCUCCUGGGUCUCCAGCUUUCCCCCUCCCUCCCGCAAAGGAGCUGACAGGUGGAAAUAAAUGACAGACUUUAUUAAAACACC
Messenger RNA from Lipotes vexillifer (Yangtze River dolphin), 1398 nucleotides. It is a transcript of the gene ZFPL1, whose product is annotated as zinc finger protein like 1. The record is from RefSeq and is a predicted model, not a curated record. The coding region runs from base 185 to 1123 and encodes 312 amino acids. Gene Ontology annotation, cellular component: Golgi apparatus. NCBI's taxonomy places the organism in Eukaryota, Metazoa, Chordata, Mammalia, Artiodactyla, Lipotidae. The transcript is spliced from 8 exons.